Paramecium pentaurelia is the source of this 579-nucleotide messenger RNA. Lineage: Eukaryota; Ciliophora; Oligohymenophorea; Peniculida; Parameciidae. The record is from the annotation of a GenBank genome assembly.
AUGAAGAAAUAUUUCAAUUAAUUCAAUAAACGAUUGCAACAUGUAGGAUUGACACUUCGAGAUGUGAAUGCUGAUGGAAAUUGUCUCUUUAGAGCUAUAGCUGAUUAACUAACUGGAAAUGAGGAAAAUUACAAUAAGUAUCGUUCAAUGGCAAUCAAAUAGCUUUAGAAAAAUCAAAAUUUUUUCUCUAAUUUUCAUCAUGAAAGUUCUACUACUUUCAAUGAAUACACUAAACAAAUGUCUGAAGAUGGAAUAUGGGGAGGACAUUUGGAACUAUAAGCUCUGAGUAAUUCAUUAUAAAUAGACAUUAUUGUUCAUACUAAGGAUAAUUAUUAUAUUAUAAAACAUAUGCCAAUAAAGACUUGUUGUUCAAUUCUUAAAGAUAAAUUAUCAAUGUAUUUGAAUAUUUAAAAAUUUCCCAUUUAAAAAUAAAUACAUAUAGCUUUACAUAAAGAGAAAAAGAUUAUCAAUCACUAUUAAUCAGUUAGAUUAAUUGAUGAUAACACUAAUAAACCUGCCAAAUAACCAUAAAUCUAUUUUGAAUAAACUGAAUAAUCAACAAAUGAUGAACCUUAUUGA